Molecule: messenger RNA, 1657 nt
Organism: Mangifera indica (mango)
Lineage: Eukaryota; Viridiplantae; Streptophyta; Magnoliopsida; Sapindales; Anacardiaceae
Product: pectin acetylesterase 3-like
Exons: 13
Coding region: 90-1448 (452 amino acids)
Biological process (GO): cell wall organization
Cellular component (GO): plant-type cell wall
Molecular function (GO): pectin acetylesterase activity
Source: RefSeq, a predicted model, not a curated record
AAAAAUAAAAUAAAAUAGCCAGAAAGAAAUAAAUGAGAACGAGACCAUAAUUUAUAAAAGUCUUCAGUAGUUGUUCAACUAGUGACAAAAUGGAGCGCCCUUGGUUUGCCUUCAUUAUCUUGUGUUCGUGGUUUGUUUUGAGUCGAUCUGUGCAUUCGGAAGAUGGAGUCGGUGUGCUUUCUUACUUAGACAGCGAUGCUGUGGUAUCUGGUUCUCCUUCCAAUCCUCUCAUGGUCCCCCUCACUCUUAUUCAAGGAGCUGAUUCUAAAGGAGCUGUGUGUUUGGACGGGACGCUGCCUGGUUACCAUUUGCAUCUGGGGUCUGGAUCAGGUGCGAACAGCUGGCUCAUUCACUUGGAGGGAGGUGGGUGGUGUCAUACCAUUAGAGAUUGUGUCUUCCGUAAAACUACACGUCGCGGUUCGUCAAAAUUGAUGGAGAAACAAUUACCAUUUACGGGAAUAUUGAGCAACAAAGCUGAAGAAAAUCCUGAUUUCUUCAACUGGAACAGAGUUAGAUUACGUUACUGUGACGGGGCAUCCUUCAGUGGGGAUAGUCAAAAUGAGGCUGCACAACUUUAUUUUCGAGGACAGCGUAUCUGGUUAGCUGCUAUGGAAGAUUUAAUGGCCAACGGAAUGCAAAAUGCUGGACAGGCUCUUCUUUCUGGAUGCUCUGCUGGGGGUCUAGCAUCAAUAAUUCAUUGUGAUGAGUUUCGGGACUUAUUUCCCAAAACAACUAAAGUGAAAUGCCUAAGUGAUGCUGGAAUGUUCCUUGAUGCAGUUGAUGUAUCUGGUGGACGCACCCUAAGAAAUUUGUAUGCUGGCGUGGUGAGCUUACAGGAAGUGCAAAAGAAUCUGCCUAUUACUUGUACCAGUCAGCUGGAUCCAACUUCUUGCUUCUUCCCUCAAAAUUUGGUUGGAAACGUCAAGACCCCUUUAUUUCUUCUCAAUGCAGCAUAUGAUGUAUGGCAGGUCCGCGCUAGUUUAGCUCCAUCAUCAGCUGAUCCUCAUGGUAAUUGGAAAGAAUGCAAAUUCAAUUUUGCACAUUGUAAUUCUUCACAGAUCCUGUUUCUCCAAGACUUUAGGGAUCAAAUGCUCAAUGUUGUAAAGACUUUCUCAAAGUCAAACCAAAAUGGGGUAUUCUUAAAUUCCUGUUUUGCUCAUUGCCAGUCUGAGACGCAGGAUACAUGGUUUGCUGAUGAUUCUCCUAAUAUUGGGAACAAGAGGAUUGCAGAAUCUGUUGGAGACUGGUAUUUUGAUCGAGUUGCUACUAAGGCUAUUGACUGUCCGUUCCCCUGUGACAACAGCUGCCACAAUCUAGUGUCUAAUGAUGAUGUUGUAUCAACCAUAACAAUAUCCCAGUCCACAAGGCUAAAUAUUGCCUUCCUAACUCUGCUUAGUGCCUCUUUGAUGUCCUUGACAUAUUCAAAUACACAAUGGGGUUUUCAUUGACGAAUGAUUAUUAUCAAGUCUCCAUUAAUACAGACAUGUUUUCUCUUCUUCACUUAUUUUUGUUUGUCUCUACAUCUGCCUAUACAGUUGGUAGUCUUAAAAUGUCUUAAUAUGAACUAGAGCUGUAUUGCCACAAUGUGAGCAUCAAGAGAAGUGUUUUUGAGGUUGUUAUCCAGUUGGGAUUUAUUCAUUCAUAGUGAUUAGUAUGC